Monopterus albus (swamp eel) is the source of this 6866-nucleotide messenger RNA. RefSeq names its product bromodomain containing 4 (gene brd4). The transcript has 19 exons. Bases 544 to 5211 code for a protein of 1555 amino acids. The record is from RefSeq and is a predicted model, not a curated record. Gene Ontology annotation, cellular component: chromatin; nucleus. Lineage: Eukaryota; Metazoa; Chordata; Actinopteri; Synbranchiformes; Synbranchidae. Gene Ontology annotation, biological process: regulation of DNA-templated transcription; chromatin remodeling.
UAACUGCAUGCUGGUCCGUCUGGGUGAGAGGGUGAGAGAGCGAGCUAGAGGAAUAAAGUGCUCCUGGAUCUUGUCGGAGCCCUCUCGCUCCUCUCUUGCCUUCCCUAUUCCUCUUGUUCACCUCUUACUUGCCGCGUGUGUCCUCUAAGUUGGUAAGGCUCUGGGAGAGGACACACAAUGGAGCGAAGAGCCUGUGGCAACUGGGCCGUUGUACUGCUGAGAGGGGGAUGGGGUAGAGAGAGGACCGGUUCACACAGCUAACACAGCCUGCUGGCUGUAGGCUUACACAGCCUUGCUUGCCUGCCUGUAUCAACUGUUUCCUCGCUGGGACUUUUUUCCUGGAACAACCACCCUCAAACUCUGCUUGGACCACAUUAAGGAUUACUCACCAUAUUCUGUGGGAUUUUAGGACAUAUACUGCUGCCUGAAGACUAAAUCUCUCCUGUGUUUGGCAUGAGAGAAAUGGAAAAACAAACUUCUCUAUAAUUCUUUGGAGCCCUUUUCUGUUUUUCGGUUUCUCUUUCUGUUUAGUGGCGUUCGUAAAUGGAUUACAAAAUGCAUGCCAAGUCAAACGAUUUGCUGGAUUUUCAGAAACUGGAUGCACUUCUGGAAAAAAUUGCACAUUCAGUUUCUGUGAAAAGAGAGUCCACCGAGGAGUGCAAUGGGAUCAGUGGUGCUCUGUCAGUGGAGUCUGUGCCGGGGCAAAGACUAAAUUGGUGUCCCGCCAACACCACCACCCCUGUCACUGCUCCAGCUCUCACCCUGGGACCCAUGCCCAUGCCCAUGCCCAUGCCCAACCCUGUUAGAAUGGGGGACGGCCUGGAUGCAGCGCAGAUGUCGGGCGGCAGCAGCAGUCAGGGACAGGCCCAGCCAAUGGGCAACCCUUCACCUCCAGAGUACAUAAAUCCCACCAGGCCAAAGCGCCAGACCAAUCAGCUGCAGUACCUGCUCAAGGUGGUGGUGAAAGCCUUGUGGAAACAUCAGUUUGCCUGGCCCUUUCAGGCACCAGUGGAUGCUAUCAAACUAAACUUGCCUGACUACUACACAAUAAUCAAAACUCCUAUGGACAUGGGAACAAUCAAGAAAAGGCUUGAGAACAGUUACUACUGGAAUGCCCAAGAAUGUAUCAGUGACUUCACCACGAUGUUCACCAACUGCUACAUAUACAACAAGCCUGGAGAUGACAUAGUCUUAAUGGCUCAGGAGCUAGAGAAAGUUUUCCUCCAAAAGGUUACCGAAAUGCCUCAGGAAGAAACUGAGAUUGUUGUAAUGACAGGGAAGGGCCGUGGCCGGGGCCGGAGAGAUGGCGGUCUGAACUUGAAACCAGGGGCCAUUAUUGAUUCUUCAUCUACGACACCUCAAACACGUGGUCUGUCAAACCUCUCAGCAGCACCGCAGACCAGAGGACCAGUGCAGGGUCCGCAUUCACUACCUCCUCAGCCUUUGAUGCAGGCCCUGCCAUCCCACAUGCCCCCAGCAUUACCCAGCCACACGCCACAGCACGGAGCUCCCUUCUCCCUAGGCCAGCCAGACUGCCCUCCUCAAGUUCCCGUCAUGACUUCUGUGCCUCCCCCUGUUCAGACUUCCCUUCCUCAAGCGUCGAUUCAGAGCACUGCCCCUAUGCUGCAGAACCCCAUAACCAUGACCAAACAAAGAAAGAGCCAGAAAAGGAAAGCAGACACUACAACGCCUACAGCAAAUGACCAACUGAGUGAGUCUUCACCAGCGGAGUCUAAAUCUGGGAAGACACUACCCAGGCGAGAGAGUACCAGACCUACGAAACUGAUGAAGAAGGAUGCUCCAGACUCUCAGCAUCACAUAGGCAUGGGGAUUGGAAUGAGCGGACCAAGUGGAGGUCAUAGCCCCAAACCACAGGAUCAGCUGGGAUACUGUGCUAGUCUGGUUAGGGAAAUGCUGUCCAAGAAGCACGCUGCUUACGCCUGGCCAUUCUAUAAACCUGUUGAUGUGGAUGCACUGGGACUACAUGAUUAUCAUGAUAUCAUCAAACAUCCCAUGGACCUCAGCACCAUUAAGGCCAAGCUGGAGAACAGGCAAUACCGGGAACCCCAGGAGUUUGCUGCUGAUGUCCGAUUAAUGUUUUCCAACUGCUACAAAUAUAAUCCACCAGACCACGAGGUGGUAGCUAUGGCACGUAAACUACAGGAUGUCUUUGAGAUGUGCUUUGCCAAGAUGCCAGAUGAGCCUGAGAGCAAGCCUGUGGUUUCUGCCCCAGCGCCUACACUUCAUCAUCCUGCCCCCGUUAAGCCCCCGCCUCCUCUAGCCCACUUGGCCUCGUCCUCAGACAGCUCCAGCGACUCAUCGUCUGAAUCUGAGUCUUCCACAGAUGACUCUGAAGAGGAGAGAGCCCAGAGGUUGGCAGAGCUCCAGGAACAGUUGAAGGCUGUCCAUGAGCAACUGGCUGCUCUAUCCCAACCACAAACCAGCAAGCCUAAGAGAAAAGAGAAGGAGAAGAAGGAGAAGAAAAAAGAUAAGCAUAAGAAGAAAGGAAGCAUUCCUGGUCUUGUAGAUGAAAUCCAGGAUGCUACACCUGUUUCACAGCUCUCGAAAAAAACUAAGACCAGUAACAACACUAACAAAGAUGUGGUUACCAAGAAGAAACCCAGUAAAAAGGAGGCAAUGAAAAGCAGUCACUCCUCCAACCUGCUGCCAGUUCCCAGCCUUGAAGAUGACCUAGGGGCUGCGGGGUCAUCAGCUACAGGGGAGAAGUGCAAGCCCAUGACGUACGAGGAGAAGAGGCAGCUAAGCCUGGAUAUCAACAAGCUUCCUGGUGACAAGCUUGGCCGUGUAGUGCACAUUAUUCAGUCCAGAGAGCCCUCCCUCAAAAACUCAAACCCUGAUGAGAUUGAGAUUGACUUUGAGACGCUAAAGCCUUCCACUUUGCGUGAGCUGGAGAGAUAUGUGUCUUCCUGCCUCCGCAAGAAGAAAAAGGUUCCAGUUGAGAAGACUGUGGAGUCCUUGGCUGCCUCCAGAAAGCCUGGAUCUUCUUCAGAGAGCAGUGGCUCCAGCUCAGACAGUGAAGCUGAGGGGACAGGAAUGAUAAAACAGCAGAAGAAGAAGGGCCAGUCUGUAAAGGAGGGUAAGAAGACGCAUCCUCAUGUUCAGAGCGGACCCGUUCCGACUGGGCUCCAUUCCCAACCUGCAGGUCUUCAGUCCAGCAGUCAGAUGAAGCAGCAGCAACAUCUACCAUCCUCUGCAGGCUUCAUGGCUCCCCCUGUAGCUGCUCUGGAGUCUUCCCAGUUAUUGGAAUCUAGCUUUGAGUCUCUGCCGCCUUUUGGCCAGCCCCUCAUGCAUCUGUCCCACCACACAGGCCACUCCUCCUCACCACCUCCACCUCCUUCCCUCAAUGCUCAUUCUGCUGGACCAGUGUCCCCUGAGACCCACCCCUUCCUCAACCAGCAUCUUGUCCUCCCAUCUCCAGCCUUGCACAGUUCCAUGCCUCAGCAGCCUUCUCGACCCAGUCACAAAGCAGCACCUCUUCAUCCCAAGCCACCUCAGCAGCAACCAGCACCUUCUCAUCAGCAGCCAACCCUACAGCAGCAGCAGCAGCAGCAGCAACAACAACAACAACAACAACAACAACAACAACAACAACAACAACAACAGCAGCAGCACCUCCAGCCCCAGUCAACAGCACCACCACCACAGCAUCAGCUCUCCUCUCAGAUUCUCCACCCUCCACAACCUCUGCACCAGCGGCCAAUGUCCCCUCCAACACUCACACCCCAGGGCCUGCUGUCUUCCCAGCCCCCUCAGAUGCUACUGGAGGAUGAUGAAGAACCAGGGUCUACGACACCUAUGACCCAAGUACAGUUAUAUCUACAGCAGUUCCAGCAAGCCCGUCAGCCCCAGCAGUCCAUGCAGUCGCUCCAGGCGCAGGCUCGUCAGCAGCAACAGCAACAACAACCAGGUUCUCUCCUGCAGUCUGUGCAGGGACAGUCUCAGCUGUCUUCUCAGACCACGCUGCCUCCUUCCCAGCUCUCUGUUCAGUCCCAGGCUCAUUCGUCACAUCAAGCCCUGCCCCAACAGAUGCCCCUGCACCAAGCCCGCCACAUGCAGCACACCCAGCAGCAACAACAACAGCAGGGACAGCAACAGUUGAACUACCAGCAGGGUCCUGGACUGGCUGGUCAGUCCCAGGGAUCACAACACAAGGUAUCCAUGGCCACCAACAAAGCCCAGCAGCAGAUCAUCCAGCAGCAGCAAGAGCAGCCCUCCCCUCACCCAACCAAGGCUGAUCCUUACAACACAGGUCACAUGAGGGACAACCCAUCCCCUCUCAUGAUGCAUUCACCACAGCUUCCCCAGUAUGCUCCUGUACCUCACCAGUCUCCACCUCACAACUUGCAGCCCAAAAAGCAGAGGGCCCCUGGGAGCCAAGGUGGGUUAAAGGAAGAGAAACUUCCUCCAUCACCAGUGAUGAGGGGAGAACCAUUUAACCCUGCAGUGAGAGCAGACCAUCACAAACAUCCUGACAGCAAGCCUUCUCAACCAGGACACGGCCAACAGAAUGUGAAACCCAUGGACAGCUCACGACCUGUCAUCCGCUCCUCUGAGCCCAGUGGGCCACCCUCCUCUCUACAAGACAAGGAUAAGUUCAAGCAGGAGUCCAAGGCACCCACUGCCCCAAAAAAGGUACAGGAUGUGAAACUAAAGAAUAUGGGCUCAUGGGCCAGCCUGGCACAGAAGUCCACUUCUACGCCCUUAUCUGCAGUGAAAUCAUCAAGUGACAGUUUUGAGCAGUUUCGUCGUGCUGCCCGGGAGAAAGAGGAGAGGGAGAAAGCCCUGAAGGCUCAAGCGGAGCAGGCAGAAAAAGACCGGCUACGCAGGGAGCAGGACAAACUACGAAGUCGGGAUGAGGAGGACAUCAUGGAGCCAAGCAGAAGGGUGCACGAGGAGCCGCGCAGGCGUCUGGAGCAGCAGCAUAUCCAAGCCCCUUCACAACAACAACAACAACAGCAACAGCAGCAACAGCAACCAGAGGCCCAGCCUGCUGCUAUUCAGCAGCCUCCUCAGCAGCCUCCUCAACCCCCCACACCGCCUCAGUCCGCUACACAGAACCCACUAGACCAGCAGAGGGAGCUAGCACGCCGUCGAGAGCAGGAGAGGAGGAGACGAGAAGCGAUGGCAGCAACUAUUGACAUGAAUUUCCAAAGUGACUUAAUGGCUAUCUUUGAGGAGAACCUGUUUUGAGGAGAGGAGCAACUGAAACUUAACUGCAAAAAGAAACAAACAAAUAUAUAUAUACAACUUGGAUGAUAUACACUUCUUCUAAAGUGAGGUUUGACGACCACAGAGAGACAGGGACUGUAUGUAGCUGUGACGGACGGGUACUUGGAGACGAGUACAAACGCUGCACAGGCAGUCAAAGCUCAUUUUGCCCUUGUGGACUGAACACACAGCACACUGGGGGGAGGCUCAUCGUUUUGGAUGGAAUUUCCUGGGUAUUUGGCAUCGCCUGCCUGAUGUCUCCCAACAAGAGAGAAAGGACCACUGUUGGCGCAGUUGCCUUUGUCACACUUGCUUCUUACAGAGUUCAUGUGCGCAACAAUAACAGCAAGAGCAAAGACGUCUCAGUGGCCAUGGACAUGCUCUGAUAAUGUACUGACAGACUGUGCAGAGGCGUUUUGAAACUGCCACAUAUCUGAGGUGGUGAAGAGGACUAGUCCUUUAUUCUGUUUUUAGUUGUAAGUGAAUGGGAAAUUGUGGGGGGUGGGUGGUCACUUCCAUACUGUAAAUCAUGUAUAUUUCUCAGCAGAGGUACACUUUGCCUUACACCUCUUUCCUAAACGGGCCAUUACGUUCUGUGGCCUGCACACAUGGACAAACCAGUAACAUUUACAAGCAGGACUAGGAGCAGUGCCGAUCUUUUUUCAUCAUCUAGUAUCUACUAUAAAGAAGUAUUUUCUUAUACUACAAUAACUGUUUAUUUUGGAUCGUUCGUUUUUCCUCUUUAAAUCUUCACACUGACACGCUUUGCCACCCCUGACUAUGCCAAACAACACAUGAUCUUUUAUGCUAAAUUACUUGUCUUAAAACAUGGUAGGUAGCUAGUGGAAAAAAAUGCAAAUAUAUGCAUUAUCAUAGUACAAGUAAGUAUUUAUCAAAGACAGAAUCAGUGGAAGUUUUCAUCCUGCCUUGUACUUUUUAUUUAAAGCUACAGCAGAAGGUUUUUAGCAGCUGAGGAAAAGGUCCAGUUGUUGCUGAGCUUUAGUUGGAGCAAGAAUUGCACCAUUACCUGUAUUACAGUUUGAGACGUAGUGUUGGAAAUGUUCAUCUCAUUGGCCCGUUUACAACAGUCGCACUACUGGACUGGUUCAGAAAUGACAAGAUGAGGAGCCCCUUGCUGCUCGCUCUGUGUGCGCUCUAAUCUUGGAGUGUCUGAGGCAGGAAGGGGACAAGACGAACACUUAACACCUUCUGCAUCUGUUACCUGAGUAAAAUAGAGACAGCAAGUUGCUCCCGGGUAGUUCCCUGAGGGCGCACUGUGUCCACAUUACAAAAUAAAAGACGAACGAUUACAAGAGUAAUGAAAAGGAAAACAGUGGAAAAACUAUUUUGGUUUAUAUCUUUGUUCUUGUUCGAUAGUAGUGGAUGUGAGUUAUACUUCUGUUCUUGGAGACAUUGUCUGAACGGGGAUGAGUUAAAAUCUGAAUGCAUCUCAUCAUCUCCACUCGUCUCUUAUGGUGUUUUUCUCCAGUGCCUGUAUUGUAUUGCAGUUCUCGUUGGCUUAUAUUACACUUCGAGGGGGUUUAGCCAGGGCUGAGUUAGGAACGGGUGGUGUAAUAUUGGAACAGGAGGGAGAGUUUUGAAAGAGUUUGUGUAUUUAAAAAAAAAAAAAAAACACU